Tachyglossus aculeatus (Australian echidna) is the source of this 561-nucleotide messenger RNA. It is a transcript of the gene HMX1, whose product is annotated as H6 family homeobox 1. Gene Ontology annotation, molecular function: RNA polymerase II transcription regulatory region sequence-specific DNA binding; DNA-binding transcription factor activity, RNA polymerase II-specific. Gene Ontology annotation, biological process: regulation of transcription by RNA polymerase II; negative regulation of DNA-templated transcription. Gene Ontology annotation, cellular component: nucleus. The transcript is spliced from 2 exons. Bases 1 to 561 code for a protein of 186 amino acids. NCBI's taxonomy places the organism in Eukaryota, Metazoa, Chordata, Mammalia, Monotremata, Tachyglossidae. The record is from RefSeq and is a predicted model, not a curated record.
AUGUCCCUCUCCCCGCCUCUCGACUCGAGAGCGUCCAGCGAGCGAGCAUCUCCCGACCUCCCCGAGGAAGAGGACCGGCAGGACAGCGGUCCCGUCCAGCGGCCGGGGGAGGCUGGCCCGGGCCCGGGAGGCCCGGCCUCGGAGACCCAACGGGCCUCAACCCGCAAGAAGAAGACCAGGACGGUGUUCUCCCGCAGCCAGGUGUUCCGGCUGGAGUCCACCUUCGACGCCAAGCGCUACCUAAGUAGCUCGGAGCGCGCCGGCCUGGCCGCCUCCCUGCAGCUCACCGAGACCCAGGUGAAGAUCUGGUUCCAGAACCGUCGUAACAAGUGGAAGAGGCAGUUGGCCGCCGAGCUGGAGGCCGCCAACCUCUCCCACUCGGCCCAGAGGCUGGUCCGAGUGCCCAUUCUGUACCACGAAAAUUCAGCGGCCGCGGCCUUGGGCUUCCCCUUGCCCCACGCUUCGACUCCUCUGGUGCCAGUGAGAGCCCUCUCCUAUCCGCUGACCACUUUCCCCUCGCCCGUCCCUUUCCUCCGGUCGCAGAUGCCAGGCCUCGUCUGA